AAGCGGCGCGAUGGAGGUGUCGGCGCUCGUCAGGAAGCUGGGUCAUGAGCUGGCAGAGAUAAGAGAACGCUCUCUGAAGACUCUUCUGUUUAAGCUGGAGCACGACUUGAUUUCCUAUGCUGACCUGGUCCAUGAGAAAAUGCUCUGCUGCAGUCUCCUGGAGUGGUUCAAUUUCCCAGUGGUGCCAAUAAAAGAGGAGGUACUCAGUUUCGUGCACAGCCUGAUCAAGCAUCCACCUGCUGCCCAGAGAAUGGUUGAGAUUGGUGCAGUGGAAUUUUUCUCUCAGCUUCGCCCCAAUGUGGACCCAAACUUGCAGGCCAUCAUCGAUGGGAUUGUGGAUGGACUCUUCUACCUUCCUUCUGGACUUCCUUCUGACUCUCUGCCAGCAGGUUAUCACACUCAGCCUUCAGCAGUUCUGCCUCAAGAGGAGUUACUCACUGGCUAUUUUUAUCAAGGUAGAAGUCAGCUGCCACAGUUAGAAGCACCUCCCAAAAGGACAGUUGUGAAAUGCUUGAAGUUUUCCACAUUUCCUUGGCUAACUCUGACUUCAACAGACAGACAUGUUCUUUCCUCAAAUGAAAGCUCUUUGAGAAGUAAUAACCCAAGUCUAAUCUGGAGCACAUGUGAGCUUCUUCAGGAUGUGAUUAUGCAAGAUUUUCCUGCUGAGAUCUUCCUCCAAAGACCAAAGAUUGUACAGAGCCUCUUGUCCCUGCUGAGCCUGGCUUUCGGCGGAGGGGGGAGGCAUCGAUUGGCCUUGCAGGCUGUAGCCUGCCUGCAGCAGCUGUGCCUUUUCCUGAGGAGGAGACUCAACUUCCACAGGGAUCCAAGUUUUAGUUCAGCAGAGCAAGCAGCAGCUUCCCAGAAUUCAUCUCUGACUUACUGCCAAGAAGCAAGAGGUCCUCCUCCUUCUCAGAACCCAUCCCCUGGAAGCAGCAGCCCUCGGCCCUCGGUGAUCGGGCGAACAGUUCAGCGACCUCGAGGGGAUGGGCAAGACUGGGAUGCAGCAUCUUCCAGUGGAAACAGCACUCAAGCAAAUGCAAACUCCAGAGUCUCUCUGCACUCCCCACUUGAUGUAGGACAUUUGGACCUCUCAGCUCUUGAAAAUGAGGACCCUUUGGAAUUACAGAUGAAGCAGCUUAGCCUGCCUCAGUUCUGUGUUGCCAUCUUGGAGAGUGCAAUACCUCUUCUAAGAACAGGCAGUAGGAGGGUGACAAUGGAAGCUCUGGAGUUGCUGGUGGAAGACAUGCUGCUUCUUGGGGAUGCUGUUUCUGACAGUGUUUGGGAAGAGGAGAGCCUCUUUGCCUUGGAACUGAAGGAGAAGCUGCUGCUGGUCUUGGGUCUGCUGGGAGAAACCAUUCUGUAUCACAGGAGCAACAUGAGUGCAGAGCAGCCCGAGGUGAUGUUGGUACACCACAGGAUGGCAUUUAACAGCAUUUCACUCUUCACUGUCAGACUGCUGCAGACCCUGCUGCCUGUGGAAAAGGCAAGUAAAGUCCCACAGAAGAGUUUGCUGAGUGCUUUAUUCCUUCUGUCCCUGGACCUGCCCUUCUCUGUGGAGUACCCAAGCGUUCAGGAGUCCGUCGCAGCCUACCUGGAGCAGAUGAGCACUGAGGACUACAGGCUUUACAAGCAAGCCUCAGAAGCUGCCUGUUCAAUGGAAUGCACCUGCAGCUUCAUGGCUGAAGUCCAGAAGAAGGGGCAGAAGAAUCUUUCUGAAUUGGUGGAGUUGGCAGAGGAGGCUUUGAGCAGCCUCCCCUACCAUCAGCACAUGCCUUUGCUUCAGGAAAGCAUCCACCUCUGCUCCAAUCUCUGGAGGUCUGCUGAGGCUAACUCAUUGCUCCAGGCUGAAGGUCAGAAGCUGCUUCUCCAUCUACUGUCUCAUCCUUUGCCAAAUAUAAAAGCUGAAGCCUAUAACUGCUGUUUGGAAGUGGUUAAGGACUGUUUAGGUGUUCAUAAUGUUGCCAAGCCUGGGUGUUCAGCCUGCCACGGAGUGCAUUUCCUUCUCCAGCCACAAGUGUUGUAUGAGGUCUGUGCCUUUGGCCUUCAGGAAGAGAAGAAUGAGGUGAACUCCACAGCCAAGGCCAUUCUGCUGCACCUGCUGCAGGGACGAUUGGUGAUGGAAGGGUUGACUUGGACCAAGUUUGUUGAGGCCCUCUGCCCUGUCCUGCCUGUUUUGCAGGGCUAUGCUGACACAAAAGAUGUGCUGGGUAAAUGCAUCCUUACCCUGAGUGAAACAGCCUCUGCCACGGGGGAGGGCGUUCUGCCUGCAGCUGCCAGGCUCAGGGCUGCUCUGCGUCUUCUCUUCUCCAAGAAGCAGCAGGUUCGUUACUCAGCUCUCCAGCAUUUAACAUCCCAUCUGCUGAGCGAGGAAGACGCAGACCUGAGGCACCCAGGGCUGCAGGGCAGCCUGCUCUCCUGCACUGCAGAUCUCUUUGUCCUGGAGAAAGCUGUUGAGCUAAAGCUGGAUGAGAAGACAGAGUCAGUAAUUAAGGCAGAGACUGUUGAGAAGCUUUGUGCCAUCCUGACUUCAGCUGCAGUGGACCCAGCCCUGCGCAGGUCUGCAGCUGCCCAGCUGGCUGUCAUUGUGGAAGAUCCCAAAAUGCAUGGCACUGUGAAAAAGUUGGGGGUGGUAGAGAAGGUUGUGGCUUACCUGAGGGAGUGCACAGACGUGGAUGGCUCGCUCAGGGAAGCCAUGGUGGUGCCCUGCCUGACUCUCCUACGCAAGCUGCUGUCUGCUGACCCGCUGCUUCGCCUGGCCCUGGCUCAGCACUCAGCUCUGCUGCUCUUACUCCUCAGAGUUUCUCUGCUGCUCCAAAACGAUGCUGCUGUUUUAACUGAAGCUGCGGUGCUGCUUUGCCUGCUGCUCUUUGAUGAAGCAGCCAGAACAGAAACAUGGGCUGCUGGCACAACCACUGCUGGUAGUGACCUCCCUGCCUUCAGCUUACCUCUUGCUGUUGUCAGAAGAUAUCAUCUCCCCAUCAGGAUCACUGCUCAUCAUGUUGUGAGCCCUAACACUGUUGUGGUGCCAUUGUCUUCAGAGUCCUUGGCUAUGAAACCUGUCUCAGAUAUGCUCAAGAUGGCUUGGAAUUUCUCCUGGUACCAUGGGAUUGAAAACCUACUGCAGCAGAGAAAUUCUCAGGAGGAAUCAGAAAUAUUUGUAGACUCACUGAGGCUAUCCUCAGAAGAUAUUCUUCUCCUCAGAGUAACUCACACCAGCUCUGGACUGCAGGACUGUCUUCAUUCCAUCAUUCAGGCAGCAUCCCACAGGGAUGUCCGAGCUGCGCUCACCAGGCUCAGCUUUUACGUGCUGAACGACAGACUUGCCCUCAAAGGCACUCCUGGGGCUUCUGGGCCCACUUGGAAGAGCUUUGCUUGGCAAAAAGCAAUGAGCAGGUUUCUGCAAGUGCUUCCAGCUUCUGCAGAGGAUGAGAAGCUUCUGGUAGAUGUCUUAAGGUUUUUAAACAAGUUUCUUAGAGAGCAGAGAUCAAAUCUGGAGGCAGAACAUCUGAAGUGGAUUUUGAAGUCCUUGGUUAAAAAGAAGCCAAAAUCCCUUUUAGACCUCCUGGUGCGACCGGAAUCUCAAGCAGGGGAUGAGGCAGAUGAAAUGCUGAGUGCUGUCAGGCAGCAGCUGGAUAAAGAACUGAUUCAUCUGUUUAACACACUCUUGGUUUGUUCCAUGGCAGUGACUGACAGGGAGGCCUCGGAGCUCGCAGGCGCCUUCAGGACGGAGCUGGCUCUGACGCUGCUGCAGUGCUUGAGGCUGACAGAUGCCCCCCAUUUUUAUGGGCUGCCUUCACUGGAGAGAACCUUAGGAGGAAUGGUUCAUGUCACUGCCCUUCCAGGCUGGAGCACCUACUCUGCUGCAGCUGAGCCUGCCACCAUUUGUGAGAAAUACUUAACAGCUCUUCUCGAGGUGAUCUCAUCCUUUUAUGUGGAGUGGGGAGGAAAUGCCAUGUCCUUCAUGGGGAAAGGAGUGACCAAGAGCACAGUGCUCUGCCUACUUCACUUAUCCCACGAGAUGAUGGCUCAAGCCAAGGGCAUGGAGUGGAUAUCCCUUUGGUCUCUGCCUUAUGAUAACAGUGAAGAACAAGCAGCUUCUCAGCUAGGUCUGGCAUGGCUGGUUCCUUUGUGGGUAGAUAGAGACCCUGAGGUGAGGUUCACAGCACUUGGAAUAGGAUCAGCUCUCACCUCCCUUGAAGCAGGAUGCCUUGCUUUAGCUGACAGCUGCCAGAACAUCUCAGGAGGGCUGUGGGGCACAGUGCUGAACAUCCUUCUGGACCAGGCUGAGUGCAGCAUGGUGCGCAGGGAGGCUGCUUUUAUUCUGCAGAACCUCCUUGUGAUUCCAAUCCCUCCAGAGGACAGCAGAGAAGGUCUUUGGCAAGGGCCCUGUGUGCAUGAUGAAGAAACUGGCCUCUCCCAGACUGGCAAGCCUGCCCUAAAGGCCCUCUUGUACCACUGCCAGUUCUAUGAACACAUCCAUCAGAUGGUGAAGCACUGCUACCUGGGGUGUUGCAUGUUUGAUUUGAGUGCAUCCAAGGAAGCCACCCUCACCACAGAGAAGGCUGCUGUAGCUGAUUUGGAUGAUUCUCUCAAUCUUUGGAAGGCUGCAUCCAGUCAGAGCCUUUCUUCACAUUCUCCAUCAACAGCUGAAACUGUGAUCCAAUCUGCAUCAGCAUCCCUGAGCAGUGUCUGUGACCUGCAGACAGCAGUGCCCAGAAACUCAGCCAGUUUUGUUCCUGACGCUGUCACCAACCGGCUGAUGGCACAAGGUCAAAGCAGCACAAGCACAGUGGAAUCUCCAAGCCAAGCUGCCUCUCCCAUGUCUGCUGCUCCACCCAAGCACUGUGCUGCUGUCACUCCUGCCCUUUUGUCAGCUGCUUGCAGCCUUCUGCACAAUCUGCUGCUCGUCACACCAGAAGAUGCUGGGAUUGCUCUGCGCCAGGCUCAUUUGCUAACAGCUCUCAGCAGUCUUGUGAGUGCUAAUCUGAUCGAGAGAUGUAUCUUGGACCUGAAGGCUCCAUUGGGUCAUCCCUGGCAUACAGAAGAUGUAAAAGCUCAGGUGGUGGCACUGCUUCAGUACCUCUCAGCUGUGGCCAGGCUGCUGGCAUGCUGUUUACUGGUGGACACUCAGCUGGUGCUCCAGGAUGAGCUGCUGAAGCCUCUCUUGGGAAACACCUUUGGCAUCCUCAGCAGUCGCUCCAAAGAUGGCUUAGAUGCUGAGUUAACAUCUGUGCUUCAUCAAACAUGGGUGGACUUCUUCAACCUUCUGGCUACCUUGUUGUGGCAGGGUGGCCAAACAGCUCUGCCAGCUGUGACAGCAACCUUUGCAAACCAUUGCACAGCUAUAAUUGAUACCAUUUGUGACUGCAUUCGUCUGUCAGCCACGAAUCCUUCUCUGUACACAGCAAGUUUGCAGUUCCUCUCUGCCCUUCUGAAUGAGGAAGGGAGAAGGCAGCUCCAAGAGAAGCAGAGCAUCCAGAACCCAACUCUCAGCUUCCUGCUGGAUCACGUUGAAGGAUGCCAGGCCUCAGUAACUCAGCUCACAGCGUUGAUUAUUCAGGUCUGUGAAAGAAAAUCAUCCAAGGAUGUGCUGAAGGAAGUUGGUACCAAGGCACUGCUGUCUUUGUUGGCUGUCAGCAGAACUGCUCAGCAGUGUGCUCUGGAAGCUGACCUGAUAGACAGCUGCAUAGAAAACAUGAAACACCUCCAUGCACAGCUGAAUUUGGAUGCCCUAAAGGCUGGCAAAGCACAGAAGAAAAAGGAGGAUAACCUCAUCAAGCAGCUGAGGUGUUCUAUGCAGCUGCUCAGAAACUGCCUCUUCCAAAAUGAAGGCUGCAAGGUGGCAGCACUCAAAGCUCAUCUGGUUCCUGUUGUGCAGUCUCUGUGGCCCUGGUUCCUAACAGAUGACUCCUCCAUGCAAACUGCUCUGCAUUUGCUUUGUGUCUACACUGCAAACUGUCCUGCAGGCUGUGCUUCACUUUGUUGGGCCAGUGGUGGGCAAUCCUCACUUCCCUCUGCGCGAGGAGCAGCUGGCAGCUCCUUAAUGCAUGGCCUCUUGAAACUGGCUGCACAAGAGGCAACUGACAGCAGCCCAGUCCAGCAGGUGCUCUUUGCUCUUCUUUCUAACCUGGCAGUGUCUCAUGACUGCAGAGGCAUCAUUCAGAAGAGCAACUUCCUGCAGAACUUUUCUUCUUCCUUACCAAAAGGAAGUCACAAAGGUCCCAGUACUGUGUCUACUCUUUGGCUGAAGCUGCUGCUGAGCCUCUCUGCUGCAGAUGAUGGGCAGCAAAUGCUGAUGAAGGUAAAUGGCUUCCUGGAGCAGAUCGUGGAGCUGUGCAAGCACAAGCACAGGAGCAGCCAGCAGCUGGCACUUCUGAUUCUGCACAACGUCUGCUUCAGUCCACCCAACAAGCCAAAGAUCCUGGCCAGUGAUGAAGCAGUUUCAGUGCUGGUUGCCUGUCUGGAAGGUGAGAGUCCUGCUGUUCAGAGGAUAGGAGCAGCUUCCCUUUGGGCUCUGCUUCACAACUGUCAGAAGGCAAAGGUGACUUUGAAGAACCCAUCCAUAAGGAGAAGAAUAGAUGAAGCCUAUUUCUCAGUGAAGAAAUCUACUCCACAGCCUGAAGAAGAUGAGCUACAGAACUACUACUUAAAAUGCCUGGAGAACGUUGUACAGCUUCUUGAUUCUUAACCAUCAGCAGAUGGCUUCUCAGGUUGGGACUGGACAGCUCCCAGCGGCAGCCUGAGCCUUCGAGAAAGCACUUGUGAUUCCUGGGGCAGUGGCAGCAGCAUUUGGGCUGUGGCAGAAGUUUCUGAAGCCUUUCAGGAGUAAGUUCAGCACUUGGAACCAAAGCAACAGCACUAAACGUGGUGCAGGCUAUGCACACUGUAAUCCCAGUGGGAAAUGGUAAUGCUGCUGCUAUGUGAAGUAAGUACACAGAGGGAGGAAUGUGCAGGGGGAGAGGAUGUGCAGAAGCAGGAGUGUGCCUUAGUUGUGCAUGGAAAUCGUUGCUGUGAGGUACUGGAAUUGCUGGUGGGGAUUGGUGUUAAUAAAGGGGCUGUGAAGUGAGCUGAGCCCCCA
Molecule: messenger RNA, 7078 nt
Organism: Pogoniulus pusillus (Red-fronted tinkerbird)
Lineage: Eukaryota; Metazoa; Chordata; Aves; Piciformes; Lybiidae
Gene: RTTN
Product: rotatin
Exons: 49
Coding region: 11-6688 (2225 amino acids)
Biological process (GO): centriole-centriole cohesion; ciliary basal body organization; centriole replication
Cellular component (GO): centriole; ciliary basal body; centrosome
Source: RefSeq, a predicted model, not a curated record